AUGUCCAACAACGCAGAGCUCACGCAGUCCAACAUCUUCAAUGUUAAGGACAAGAUUGCCCUCGUUACAGGUGGUGGAUCUGGCAUCGGCCUCAUGAUCACACAGACUCUUGCAGUCAACGGUGCCAAGGUCUACAUUGUCGGUAGGACAGAAGAGAAGCUCGCGAAAGUCGUUGAGGUCCACGGCAAAGACAUUCCUGGCCAGAUCAUCCCCAUUGUUGGAGACGUUCAGACCAAGGACGGUGUACAGAAAAUUUUAAGGGAAAUCGAAUCGAAGGAAAAGCACUUGGACAUUCUCGUCAAUAACGCUGGAAUCGCGUUUGGCAAGACCAGCACCAAGGUGGACAGUGCUGAAGAGUUCUCGAAGAACAUGUUUGGCGAGACAUCUGAGAAAGAGUGGCUCGACACCUACCAAACCAACGUUGUCGGUCCAUUCCUGAUGGGGACCGCCUUCCUUCCUCUUCUUGCAAAGGGCACACAACAAACGCAUGGUUGGUCGUCCACGAUUGUCAACAUCUCUUCCAUCUCCGGCCAUGUCCGCAUCUCACAAGACCACUUCUCUUAUAACGCCAGCAAGUGCGCUACUAUUCACGUCAACAAGAUGCUUGCUACCGAGAUCGCGAAGAAUGGCAUCAAGGUUCGCGUUAACAGCAUCGCCCCAGGUGUGUUCCCAAGCGAGAUGACUACCCAGGAGAGCCGCGACGACAACCAGAAGUCCGAGAUGCCAAAAGAGAAGAAGGAGGGCCUUCCUGCCCAGCGCCCGGGCAAGGACACAGACAUGGCUGCUUCUAUCCUCUUCGUUACAAUGUGCCAGUACCUCAACGGCCAGACUGUCACCGUUGACGGAGGCUACUCCAUGCAGGCUGGAAACUAA
Molecule: messenger RNA, 873 nt
Organism: Ascochyta rabiei
Lineage: Eukaryota; Fungi; Ascomycota; Dothideomycetes; Pleosporales; Didymellaceae
Exons: 3
Coding region: 1-873 (290 amino acids)
Source: RefSeq, a predicted model, not a curated record